CGUUUCCUUUAAAACAGAACCCCUUAAAAUUGAGAUCGAUAUUCCAUUAUUCCUUGGAAACCAAGGAACAGAGGAAAACCAUGCUCUGAUACCAAAAUGUAACACCCUAGCCUGGCCAGGUUAGGGUGUUACAUUGAAUGAGCGAUCAAUGGCAACCGUGUGGAGCAAGACAAACUCACCCCGGAGAGCUCCCAUGGUGAGGAUGCACAAGAGGGUUGCAUUGACGACUUUCAAACCCUUUCUGAGAGCAACUUUGAAGACCAAGUCACGAGUGUGGAGGAGCAAGAGAAUACUUUUUAUGAUCUUGCAUGGAAUCUUGCCCUCCAAACAGUACUUGAGGGCAUGAAUGGGAAAGAGAAGGAAGAGGUUGAAGAGGAGGAAGAAAACAUUGAAAAAGGGGAAAAUCUUGAUUGUUCCCACAAGGAGGAAAGUGAACAAGAAGGAAUGGAGGUUGAGGAAGAAGAAGAAGAAGGAGCAAGUGGUGUCCAAGAUGAGGACGAGGUUGGGGUGGAUGAAGCAUCCACGAGUUACAAAUGUUAUCAAUACUUUCUACCCGACCUUGACGCACUUUUGGAGAAGGAACCAUUUGCGGCUCUUUGCCAAGCCAAGGCCAAACCACCGGCUAUCCAUCUUGGUGGAUGCGAUGGAAGUCAAUCAAUGAUGGACUACAUGGUGUGGGGGCAAAGAGAAAGAAGAGGAAAAGAAGAAGAGGUCUCAUGGGUGGAGCCUCAUGACAACUCAAGUUCACGAGCCCUCAAUCAUGGAUUCAUCCAAAGUUCGUGACUUUAGACUUCAUCUUACCAACGAGAACCUCAACUUCAAGGAGAUUCUUGGGUGGACCGAAACUAGAGGAGCAAUCGUCCGGCUGACGACGUUAAAGAAGCGCUUGGUGGGAGGCAACCCAACCAUCAGCGGUUUGCAUUUCUUUUCCUUUAAAUAAUACAACCAAUGGAGA
Molecule: messenger RNA, 955 nt
Organism: Linum trigynum
Lineage: Eukaryota; Viridiplantae; Streptophyta; Magnoliopsida; Malpighiales; Linaceae
Source: the annotation of a GenBank genome assembly